Suillus paluster is the source of this 3179-nucleotide messenger RNA. RefSeq names its product glycosyltransferase family 20 protein. Gene Ontology annotation, biological process: trehalose biosynthetic process. The transcript has 15 exons. The record is from RefSeq and is a predicted model, not a curated record. NCBI's taxonomy places the organism in Eukaryota, Fungi, Basidiomycota, Agaricomycetes, Boletales, Suillaceae. Bases 82 to 2850 code for a protein of 922 amino acids. Gene Ontology annotation, molecular function: catalytic activity. Gene Ontology annotation, cellular component: alpha,alpha-trehalose-phosphate synthase complex (UDP-forming); cytosol.
UCGCUGGCAGUGUAUAUUACGCCGUUUAGAAAAUAGGAUAGAUCGAUUGGAGUAGACUAUUAGUCUUGAUCAUUGACUACCAUGAGCUCACUAAGAAAUCACCGUGUCAUCAUAGCUUCUCUUUUCUUGCCUACUACUGCAGUUCUAGGUGAAAGUAAUCCACCAACGCCAGAUAUACAAGAUUUAGGUGGUCGACCACCAGCAUUUAAACAUGCAUCAUCAAGGUCUAUUGGUAGUGCGACAACACCACUCAAGAGUAUAGUAGAUGAUUUAAAAUCUCGUGCUAUCACUCCCAUCAGUACACCCCCCUCAGAAAUCAUUAAUCCAUUUUCUAAAUUCGCAUCUCUCGCUUCGACCCCUACAGGCAAGGGCUCCAUCUCACCUCUUAAUUCAAUCGUCGACGCGUCCCUCGAAAAGUUCAACCCUGACGUACCCCGUGCUUCCCGUAUCCAACGCAGAUCAUCCUCUAAACCCAGGCUCACCCGCUCCUAUUCAAAUGGAACUUCCGAUCCCUACUACUUUGCUCCAAACAGCCACUGCAACGGUGGUCUCAAGAACGCAGUAGAGAGCGUAAAGGAUCGUAUGACAAGCAAACUCUGGGUCGGGACCCUCGGUAGCAGCUCGGACGCCUUUACCCCAGAACUCAAAGCCACCGUCGAUCGAAAGAUGAGGGACUUGCAUUCUAGUUUGCCGGUUUGGAUUCCUGAUGCAGAGUUGGAGAGCUGUUAUGAUGAGUUUUGUCAUCAGGUCCUCUGGCCUUGUCUCCAUUAUGCAGUCCCUGAUGCGCCGAAAACGAAACUCUUCUUCGAGAGUGCGUCUUACAAGCAGUACGUCGCCGUCAACAAGCGAUUUGCAGAGGCUAUCGAGGGUGUGUGGAAAGAGGGUGAUGUCGUCUGGAUCAAUGACUACCACCUCAUGCUCCUCCCCCUCCUCCUCCGCCAAAGCACACGCGUACCCGCUCUCGCACGCGCUCCCAUCGGGUUCUUCAUGCAUGUCGCUUUCCCGAGUAGCGAGAUCUUUAGGUGCCUCAGCGUGCGCGAACCCCUCCUGCGCGGGAUGCUCGGCGCGGAUCUUGUAGGAUUUCAGACUGCUAGUUAUGCUCGGCAUUUUAGACAAACCGUCUCCCGGAUUCUUGCCGUCGAAGCGCUGCCCAAGGGGAUACAGGUGGAAUACGGCAUCCCAGGUGGCGCCCGCGAAGGCCGCGGACGCUUCGUAGACGUCGGCGUCUUCCCCAUGGGCAUAGACGUCAACGCCCUCCGUCAACGCAGGCGCGAGCCCGAUGUUGGCUAUUGGGUGGGGUUGUUGAGGGAGAGGUAUAAGGGGAUGAUGAUUGUUGUUGGGAGGGAUAAGCUGGAUGAGAUUCAGGGCGUUCGUCAUAAACUCGAAGCUUUCGAACUCUUCCUCAAGAAAUACCCAGAGUAUCAAGGAAAGGUCCUCCUUCUCCAAGUAGCCCUCCAAACAACCGAAAGCAACGAACUAGCAGCAGGCGGCGUCUCAGACGUCGUAGCGCGCAUCAACAGCCUCUUCAGCACGCUCACCUACCAACCUGUCGUCUUCCUCCACACCCAAGAGGUCACUUUUAGUCAGUAUUUGGCGCUGUUGACUGUGGCGGAUGCGUUUUUGGUGACUAGUUUGAGGGAGGGGAUGGCUUUGAGGACACACGAGUUUGUUGAAUGUCAAGAUGGGAGACAUAGGCCUUUGAUUUUGAGCGAAUUCACAGGCUCAUACAGCUACAGCGGAUUCCGAUCAUGUAUCGCUGUGAACCCUUAUGAUACGCAUGGGACUGCCAAGGCUAUUCAUCAGGCUUUGACUAUGAGUGAUGAAGAGGCGUUGUCUAGGUGGGAGGACCUCCACAACCACGUUGUAACCCAAACAGCCCAAACCUUCGUAACCUCCUUCCUCACCCGCUGCCUCCACGCCAACACCGAACACACCACCCAAACAGACCUCACCUCCGUCCCCUACCUCAACACCACCCUCCUCCUCCCCCGCUACAAACACUCCCCUCGCCGUCUCCUCCUCUUCGAUUUCGAAGGCACGCUCUGGCGUCGCGACAUGAGCCGUACCGAACUCCUUGCUCCUUUCACUCCCCCUGAAGGAGCGCUUGAGAUAUUGAAUAAGUUUAGUGGGAAUAAGAGGAAUGAGGUUUGGUUGUUGAGUGGGUUACCUGUGAAGAGCCUUGAGAAGGUUGCUGCGAAGGUGCCGGGGGUGGGGAUCGUGGCCGAGAAUGGGUGUUUUGUGAGGAUUCCGGUUAAUGGGGGCAAGGGGGGAGUUUGGAUUAGUAUGGUUGCGAAUUUGAAUUUGACUUGGAAGGGGCUUUGUGUGGAGAUUUUGAAUUAUUUCACGGAAAGGACGCCGGGUUCGUUCGUAGAAGAACGCGAAGCGUCUGUUGUAUGGAGGUUCUGGACUGGUCCGACGGAUGAUUGUUCGGAUAGGCAGUGGGCGAGACGUCAGGCUGCUGAAGCGCAGAACCAUAUCUUUGACAGCCUCGGCGAACGCUACGGACUCCGCAUAAUCCCAGGCUCAAACUCCUUCCUAGUCCUCCCAAACAACAUCUCCCGCUCCACAGCUGUAGGCGCAAUCCUCCACCCAGGCGGCCCAGCCUACUCCCCUCGCUCCUCAUCAACAUCCAUACCCGACCUCCCCUCAGGCAUGCACAUGGGUGGGGGGGUAGGAGGGGAAGCAGGGUUCGUUUUUGCUGUUGGGGGAGACGAGAAAUUGUUGAGGAGGUUGAAUGAAUUGGAUAAUGCGGAGACGGUUUCGACGAGUGGGAAGGGGACUGAUGCGAAGUGGAAAUUAGAUGCUGGGGGUGUGGCGGAUGUGUUGUGGAUGUUUGCGAAUUGUCCGUAGGGGGUGGGGUGGGCUUUUGAAUGGCGUUGGGGAUCUUUGAAUGACGGGUUUGUGAAUUUUAAGUGUGAGUCUGUGGUAAUGCUGCUGCUUUAGAGAUCGUGCGUCGGUCAUGUUGUACCUAUCAAUGUCUUUGUGUUUGCGAUCAUUCUAAUGUUUACAAUUGUAGAGUUUAAAUACACGGUCGGCUGUUCGUAUACAGGAGAAUUGUGCGAGCCCUUGGGUUUGCAUAUGCGUUUAUUCUGUGGUAGACACUUGUUUUAGUAUCGUCGUCGUUUCAAUUACGGACCAUGCUCCCAUGUUCGCGUUACAAAACAUGACUCACAUAGCUC